AUUUUAAAUUCUAAUCUUUCAGAUCCGAAUAGACCAAAGUUUGAAUCGAAGUGAAAAAUCAAUUGCUCUUCCACCUGAUUUGCUUAAAUUAGAUUAAACAAGGCAACUGAACAGUGAACAUGGACGUGAAGGUGGCGAAGUGUCUGAAGGACCUGCCCUCCAGGUUGCAGACCCAGGAGUUAACAACCAGGAAGGAGAUCUUCAAGGAUCUAGGAGAACUGAUUGAGGAGGGACUACAGGAGAAUAUUGUCAAGGGAGUUUGCAAGGUGCUUCCUGUAACCCUUCUACGGUAUACAGAUGCUAAAUCCCGUUCUCUUCCUAUUCUCUUCAUCAAGGAAGCUGUUCUCAAACAUCCCGAGGUUGUGGCGAAGACUAUCAACACUGCUCUGCUCGAGAAUGUUCUUAUGUGGAAGAAUACUAGUCCAACAAGAUCUCUAGCUAAACACUGUCUAGCUGCACUAGCUUGGAGUCAGACUGCUGUCUCAGGAUGUCCUGGAGUACUGGAUACUGAUGGAGUUAAAAUCCUGGAACUCCAAUCUAUCCUUGUCUCUGUAAUACUAUCUGCUGGAGGGGGAAGGGAGAAGGAGAAGAUGACGAAGCUGAUGAAGAUAAUGUGGAAGGUGGAGAACAUCAGGAACAGUUAUGUAUCUGGUAUUCUGGGUUGUGAACCAUCCCUUCAUGUUCUUGUUCUUGGAGCACAACUUCUAGGAGAUAUAGAGCCGGCAGGAGAACAGUACAAACAGUUGUCCAGUUUCCUUCUGGAUAUCUUGAUCAAGAACGUGUUGAUGAGCAAGAGUAAACCUAGAAGUGAUUUACUCGGCUUACUUAAGCCACUCAUUAAGAGUAUCUCGCAUGAUGAGUUUAAGAGCAAUCUACUCCCAGCCUUCAACAAGUAUCUUCUGAGGAGUCCUGAGAUAGCACUCCUUGGUGUAGCGUCUAUACUGGAGUCAGUUUCUAUUGAUCUAUCUCAGUAUGCUGCAGAACUGGGGAAAACUUUUGCCAGUAAUCUCAAGUCGAAGGACGAUGGAACCAGAGAAGAUGCCAUCAAAGCAAUGUUAGCUCUUGGUCUUCAAUCUUCAAAUCAGGAGGCGGUUGAGGGGCUGGUGAAGCAGAUAUUCGCUGUAUUGGGUGGAAGUGAAGGAAAGGUCACCGUAUACGAGCAGAAGGUGUCUCUGUUGACUGCGGUUGGAAACCUGAGUACAGCGCCUGUGUCAGGAUCUGGAAUGGUUCUAACUGCUGGUGUUGUAGCAGAAUUAUUUGUUAAGUUUCUGGAAACUGAAGGACAUGAAGGACAAUCUCCGUUAGUAACAGAGGUAAUAUACAGGACAAUCUCCGUUAGUAACAGAGGACAAUCUCCGUUAGUAACAGAGGUAAUAUUCAGGACAAUCUCCGUUAGUAACAGAGAUACAGGACAAUCUCCGUUAGUAACAGAAGGAGUCCAUGCUGCAGCUUGUCUGGUUAAACUCGCUACUGUUGAUACUUCAGUGGAAUCUAAACUAGAUGAUGUUUUUCCUCUUUUCCUGGAUUCUAACAAACCACUUUUCUUUAAUGACAAGUUUCUAAGUAACUGUGGGAGUUCUUGCCUCCUGUCUAUUGGAAGUAUAUGCACAACACUUCUCAUCAGUUUCCCUACGAGGCUAGAAGGGUCGAAGUUGAAACCUGUUCUUAAAGGAUUAGUUUAUGCUCUUCUAGCACAUUCAUCACCUGUCAGACGGCAGGUGGUUCAGCAGGUUCGAAGGAUCGGGAGUACUCUAGGAGGACCUGCUCUUCUCUCCUCCCUCCUCCUAGAGAUGGGGGAACUAGUCAGGGAUAAACCUCUCACACUAGAUACACCAACCAGGGGAGAAGUGGUCGCGGGCGGGGAUAUAGCUGCCUCGGACGCUACUCCGGCUGGUUGGGUCAUCUCCGUCCUGACCAGCCUUGUUCCUGUAGAGGGUACUCCAGAGGAGAAGGAGGAGCUACUAUUCUCCACCCUUGUACCCGCCCACCUUCCCCUGGUAGCCCAGAUAUAUCCAGGUUUAUGGUUGCGUAUGGCCAAAUCAUUGGGGUUGGAUGCUUCAGAUUUCUUGCUUAGACAUCAAUCCAGGAUUAUACAGACAGUUCUUCAGCAGAUGACUGAAUGCUCUGCUGUUGGAGAGGAGUUGGUCAAGCAGUUGGUUAGCUUCUGCCCAGGAGUUCUCCUCCCCUUUAUCCUUAACAACCUCAACACUGUCCUGGUCAGCAGGGACCUUCUUACUGCAGAUGUCAAUGAUUACCAGAUCUACUUGACCCCAGCUGGAGAACUUUACGACAAAUCCGUCAUUGAGAGCUCUAAAAACGACAGCAGUUCUGCUAAUAUACGACGAGAAAACAAGGCGUACUCCUACAAGGAGCAGAUGGAGGAGCUGGCUCUGAGGAAGGAGUUGGAGGAGAAGAGGAGAAAGGAGGGGAAACUGAAGAAGCCUGAACUCACCUCCAAGCAGAAGGAGGCAAUGAAAGCGCAACUUGAGAAGGAAGCUGUGAUCAGAGAGAAAAUUAGUGGAGUUCUUGCAGUCACCAACCCGGCUGUUGAUCUGUUCCGAGCAGCUGUUCUUGGCAAUCCUCAAGCCUUUGCUGGGGACAUCACUGAACUGCUACCUGUUGUUUACAAAGCCCUGCAAAGUCCUCUCAUUGCCAAAUCCCUGGCAGAGAUAUUUAUGGAAUUGAGGCAUGCUGUUUUUACUGCCGAGGAUGAGACUAUGGCCCAGACCGUUGCAGCAGUCACUCUUCAGGUGUUGAAGCCAGCCUAUGAAUUAGAGUUUACCUGGAAUUCAACAGAGCUAAAGACAGCUUUAAAGAAAAGCCUGGAGAUGCUUAAUAAGAGCUGUGUUCCUCCUGUAGAAGAGGAGGAAGAUGAUUCAUCUUGUCCACUUUCUGCUCCUGCUUUUGCUUAUUGCUUCCCAUUAAUCAAAGCAGGUAUGAACGUGCAUAUGUUAGACCACUCUGUACUAACAGAAGGCCUCGAACUUAUAACAGAGCACACUUCACUACGUGGCAACGAUGACGAAUCCGACAUGUUUCAUCCCAAGUAUCUGCCACGGGCAGAUAUUCUCAUUCUAAUUCUUGAUGUGAUUGCUAAAACUGAUGGUGUGGUGCAACAAGCAGCCGUGAAAGCAUUAAUAGAUGCAUCAGAAUGCGCUUCUGGAGAGUCAGGUUGUGCCCAUGCUGAUGAAAAGGAAAUCUCUGUUCUUUUAACCUCUCUCCAGUCAGACUGUGAUCCUGUUCGUGAUGCAGGAAUUCGCGCACUCUUAGGAAUGCAAAAUGCUCUGCCUAAGGAUGGUAGCAACGAACUGUAUGCUGAGGUGGUUAGACGUGUCUGGGUUUUAAGAUGUGAUCAGCUCCCUGAGAACAGAGAACUAGCAGACCAGCUUUGGGAUCUACUGAAACUAUCAACGAUUCCAGGGCUUUCUGCCCAGGUUCUUCAGGACGUAGCUCAUCCUGUUGGAAAGGUUCGAAGUGCAGCAGCUGAGUCUCUGGCUAAGCUGCUCUCAACAGAUGCUGAAUUGGCAGGAGCUGCGCUGACACAACUUCUAGAGAUGUAUGAAGAGAAGAUGAUAAUGACACCGCCACUUGUUGAUUCUCUUGGAAGAAUUGUGGAACCAGCCAUUGAUCACUGGGAGCCAAGGACUGGUAUUGCUAUAGCAAUUGCUAAAAUUGCUCCAUAUUACAAUGAUUUCAUGGUAACUCAGGCCGUGUCAUUUUUUGUUCCCAAGGGUCUUGGGGAUCGUGUUGAGGCGGUGCGCAAGGAAAUGUUGAACGCGGCAAUUGCCACUAUUGAUCUGCAUGGGAAGGAUUCGGUCGGGGAUUUGUUGCCAGUCUUUGAAGAUUUUCUUGAUACAGCUCCUGAUGAUUCUAGCUAUGACACAGUGCGCCAGUCAGUGGUUAUUCUGAUGGGUUCAUUGGCACGCCAUCUUGAAAAGGAUAAUCCUAAGGUGCGUCCUAUCAUUGCCAAGCUAAUCAAUGCCCUGGGAACCCCAUCCCAGUCUGUCCAGGAGGCUGUAGCCAACUGCCUGCCUCCCCUGGUCCCCAGCAUCAAGGAUGAAGCCCCGGAUAUUGUGAACCGACUAUUGAACACCCUCCUCACUACAGAGAACUAUGGAGAGAGAAAGGGGGCUGCCUACGGGUUGGCUGGACUUAUUAAGGGCCUGGGAAUCUUAGCUUUAAAACAAUUGGAUGUUAUGUCAAAGUUGACCGAAGCGCUACAGGAUAAGAAGAACCACCGACAUCGUGAAGGCGCUCUCUUGGCUCUCUCACAGCUCUGCAGCAUGCUUGGAAGAUUGUUUGAACCGUACAUAGUACAUGUACUGCCCCAUCUUCUGCUUUGUUUUGGUGACGCUAACCAGUUUGUACGUGAUGCUACUGAUGACUGUGCUAAGGCUGUAAUGAGUAAGCUAUCUGCCCAUGGAGUAAAGUUGGUUCUACCAAGUCUUCUCGCAGCUCUAGAAGAGGACCAGUGGAGAACAAAGGCUGGAUCUAUCGAACUGUUGGGAGCAAUGGCUUUCUGUGCUCCCAAGCAGCUCUCCUCCUGUCUGCCUUCAAUUGUACCCAAACUUAUUAUUAAAAAAAAAAAAAAAUUACCCGAAAAUUAUUUGUGUUCACUUCAGUCAUCUUUUUUUUUAAUUCUUUCACAUUUUAGAAAUCCCGAGAUACAAGCAAUUGUGCCUGUACUGCUGGCAGCUCUGCAGGAUCCAUCAAAGAAAACCAGCUCUUGUUUACAAACACUGCUCAAUACAAAGUUUGUUCACUUUAUCGAUGCGCCUAGUUUGGCGCUCAUCAUGCCUGCGGUGCAGCGUGCUUUUCAGGACAGAUCUACGGAGACUAGGAAAAUGGCGGCCCAGAUUAUUGGAAACAUGUACAGCUUGACUGACCAGAAGGACCUGGCUCCCUAUUUACCUGGAAUUAUUCCUGGACUCAAGAAUUCUCUUCUUGAUCCUGUUCCCGAGGUGCGCGCAGUAUCGGCGCGUGCGCUGGGUGCGAUGGUUCGAGGAAUGGGUGAAAGUUCGUUCGAGGACCUGCUGCCCUGGUUGAUGAGCACCCUCACCAGCGAGACCAGCAGUGUGGACAGAUCUGGUGCAGCCCAGGGUUUAGCGGAGGUUGUCGGAGGACUAGGAGUUGAUAAGAUGCACAAACUUAUGCCGGAGAUAAUUAGUACAGCAGAAAGAUUAGAUAUUGCUCCUCAUGUCAAGGAUGGUUACAUCAUGCUCUUCAUCUACUUCCCGGGGGUAUUCCAGCAGGAGUUCAUGCAGUACAUCGGAGAGGUAGUCCAACCUAUCCUGAGAGCACUAGCAGAUGAGAAUGAAUAUGUCCGAGAGACUGCUCUGAAGGCUGGACAGCGUAUAGUAAACCUGUACGCAGACUCCGCUAUAACACUGCUACUACCUCAGCUUGAGCAGGGUCUGUUUGAUGAUAACUGGAGGAUUCGAUACAGUUCUGUUCAGUUGCUUGGAGACCUGUUGUACAAGAUAUCAGGUGUAAGUGGCAAGAUGACGACAGAAACUGCUUCAGAGGACGAUAAUUUUGGAACUGAAGCGUCCUCUACUAUUAUUACAAAGCUGUUGGGUGUUGAGAGGCGGAACCGUGUAUUGGCCGGUUUGUACAUGGGUAGAUCUGAUGUUGCACUAAUGGUCCGCCAGGCGGCUCUGCAUGUCUGGAAGAUCAUUGUCUCCAACACACCCCGGACACUUAGGGAGAUUCUACCAACACUCUUCAACCUUCUCCUCUCCUGUCUGGCCAGCUCAAGCUUUGAUAAAAGACAGGUUGCUGCACGCACGCUGGGAGAUCUUGUUCGCAAACUUGGUGAGCGAGUGCUCCCUGAGAUAAUCCCAAUCCUAGAAAAGGGAUUACGAUCCGAGGAGUCGGAUAAGAGACAGGGAGUGUGUGUUGGGCUCUCCGAGAUCCUGACCUCCACCUCCCGGGAGAUGGUCAUGUCCUUCGUCGACUCUCUGGUUCCAACAGUUCGCCGGGCACUGUGUGAUAAAGAUCCUGAAGUAAGAGUUGCGGCGGCGCGCACGUUUGAUUCCUUGCACACAACAGUUGGUGCAAAGGCGUUGGAUGAUAUUCUACCCCACAUGCUGGAACAGCUAGCUGAUCCAGAACAGCAUGAGAACACGUUGGACGGUCUUCGGCAAGUCAUGGCGAUCAAGUCCAGGGCUGUACUACCCUACCUGGUGCCACAGCUCACCGCUAAACCGGUCAACACAAAGGCGUUGAGUAUUCUUGCCUCUGUGGCCGGUGAGGCAUUGAACAAACAUCUAGCAAAGAUAUUGCCAGCGUUGCUUGCCUCCCUUUCAGACUCCCACGGGACCCAGGAUGAGGUCCAAGAGCUUCAGUAUUGUCAGGCGGUCAUCUUGGCGGUUACGGACGAUAUUGGAGUCUCAUAUGUUAUGGAUAUUCUGCUGGACUCGUGCAAAUCCAAGGAUAUUGCUACACGGCGUGGAUCUGUGACCCUGCUGCACGGUUUCUGUGAACAAACCAAGAUUAAUUUCUCUGAAUAUGUUCCGCAGCUCCUUCGCUCUCUUAUACUCCUCUUCACGGAUAAGGAUGAAGGAGUACUGCUAGAGGCAUGGAAUGCACUGAAUGCUGUGACCAAGACACUGGACGCUGAUGCCCAGCGUAAUCAUCUUCAUGACGUGCGUCAAGCACUAAGGUUUGCUGUAUCAGAUAUGAAGGAAGGAUACCUCCUUCCUGGGUUCUGUAUAGCCAAGGGGAUUGCUCCUGUCCUACCCAUCUUCAGGGAGAGUAUCUUGAACGGAACACCAGAACAGAAGGAAGCUGCUGCACAGGGAUUGGGAGAGGUUAUCAAGGUUACAUCUGCCGAAGCUUUGAAGACUUCAGUUGUACAUAUCACAGGGCCCCUGAUCCGCAUUCUGGGAGACAGGUUUGUGCAUACUGUAAAGGUUGCUGUACUGGAUACCCUGGCUAUACUACUAGAAAAGGCGAGCAGUAUGCUUAAACCAUUCCUUCCUCAACUACAGACAACAUUCCUUAAAGCACUUAAUGACACCAACAGGACUGUAAGGUUGAAGGCUGGAACAGCAUUGUCCCAUCUUGUGUCUAUUCAUACAAGACCUGACCCAUUAUUCAAUGAACUCCAUACUGGAUUGAAAACCCAACAUGAUGACACCACUGUCCGUGAGACAUAUCUCCAGGCUAUGCGAGGAUGUAUCUCCGGAAACGGGGAUAAGCUGUCUCCUACAAUACGGCGUGGUGUGACCGCUAGCCUGCUGUCUGUGGUAUUAACUCACAGUGAGGAUAUGACUAGGCUUGCUGCAGCUGGUUGUCUAGGUUCACUAGUCCGUUGGUUGCCACAGGAGGAACAAGAACCUUUACUAGCAGAUCUACUAACAGAGGAACCAGAGGAACUAUUACCAGCAGAUCUACUAACAGAGGAACUAUUACAAGUAGAUCUACUAACAAUUGAACUAUUACUAGUAGAUCUACUAACAAAGGAACUAUUGCUAGUAGAUCUACUAACAAAGGAACCAUUACUAGUAGAUCUACUAACAGAAGAACUAUUACAAUAUCUGUGCUUGUUUAACUCUUAUCAUUUUAGGGAUGCUAUAGCAUGCAAUGGAGUUCGCUGUUCUGGUCUUAUAAUAUCAAACUGCAUUAACAAGGGCGAGGUUGUUCCCGUUGAUCUUCUCACUCCCUUCAGCCGAUCAAUCAAUCAUCAGAGUUCAGAUGUGAAGGAGUUGGUUGCCAGCAUCACAUCCAUCAUUGCCAGGAGGGAACAGGAUCUGCUUUCACAGGAACUGCUGAAGAUGUGGGUCCCAAUGCUGGUGAAUGGAACUAAGGAAAAGAAUCCAUCAGUCAAAUCUUCCAGUGAGAUAGCGCUUGUUGAUAUUCUGCAUAUGAGACAAGGGCCUAGCGGUCAGCAGAGAGUACUCAGUAUUCUAGAUCCAGGUAUGAGGGAUAGCUUGCAAGAGGUUCUAUCUAAGAGCCUGAGUAAGAUUGCUUGUCAGCAGGAUCAGGGACCUCCUAGUAUAGACAACACAAUCCUUACAUAACCCAUCCUCCUCUUCAUCAUUAUUUUGUUUCAGA
Messenger RNA from Eurytemora carolleeae, 8058 nucleotides. RefSeq names its product eIF-2-alpha kinase activator GCN1-like (gene l(3)80Fj). Gene Ontology annotation, molecular function: protein kinase regulator activity; protein binding. Gene Ontology annotation, biological process: regulation of translation; cellular response to amino acid starvation. The record is from RefSeq and is a predicted model, not a curated record. Lineage: Eukaryota; Metazoa; Arthropoda; Copepoda; Calanoida; Temoridae. Gene Ontology annotation, cellular component: cytosol.